UGCAAAACUCUUUGGGACUCCCCGAGCUGAGAGAUGUGGGGAACUGCAGAUGGCGGGCCUCCGGAGGUUACUCUUGAAACCUCCAUGGGUUCUUUCACCUUUGAGCUAUAUUUUAAGCACGCUCCUAGAACUUGCAGAAACUUCAUCGAGCUUUCUCGAAGAGGUUACUACGACAACACUAAAUUUCACCGAAUUAUCAAGGAUUUUAUGGUACAAGGUGGAGAUCCCACAGGAACAGGAAGGGGUGGAGAAUCGAUAUACGGAUCAAAGUUUGAAGAUGAGAUAAAAUCUGAGUUAAAGCAUACUGGAGCUGGUAUUCUGUCCAUGGCAAAUGCAGGUCCAAAUACCAAUGGAAGUCAGUUCUUUAUUACCCUUGCACCAUGUCAACAUCUGGAUGGAAAACACACAAUAUUUGGAAGAGUUUGUCGAGGAAUGGAAAUCAUCAGAAGACUGGGUAGUAUUCAAACUGACAACAUUGAUAGGCCCAUCCAUGACGUGAUGAUACUGCGAACCAUUGUCAAAGACUGAUCCAGCAAAAUCGUCAUCAGCUGGGAUUCUUUUGGCAUGGAAUGGUCACUUCUCCCUGUCUCAAGAAAGAUUUGCAGAGUAUGGUUCGAUGGUAGAGUAGUUUAACAGUGGGAAGUGGAACUAUUAAACUAGCGGGCAGUCUUGAAUUUUCUAUAUGCCAUUUGGAUCUCUUUCUGAACCUUUUUUAUUCGUAUUUUCCUUUGUCAUUAUUAGAUGAGUUCUUAUGCAAAUAUGCGAUUCAUGAAGAGCAUCGAUGCACUGAACAGAGUGUAAGCAAUGACGCAAUGCGAUUUAAUUUUCUAAUAUUCCACCCACAUUGAAAAAGGUGUAGUUUAGA
Telopea speciosissima is the source of this 865-nucleotide messenger RNA. RefSeq names its product peptidyl-prolyl cis-trans isomerase CYP18-2. Gene Ontology annotation, molecular function: peptidyl-prolyl cis-trans isomerase activity. Gene Ontology annotation, biological process: protein peptidyl-prolyl isomerization; protein folding. The transcript is spliced from 6 exons. NCBI's taxonomy places the organism in Eukaryota, Viridiplantae, Streptophyta, Magnoliopsida, Proteales, Proteaceae. Bases 34 to 528 code for a protein of 164 amino acids. The record is from RefSeq and is a predicted model, not a curated record. Gene Ontology annotation, cellular component: catalytic step 2 spliceosome.